UUAGCUUUGAAGAUGUACUUAUGAUUCAACAUCCAUGGAUUGUCCUGUGAAUGUGGGGUCGACUGGCAAUGAUGAGAUGUGUAAUUUCUACAUCGUGUUUUACACAGACAGCUCUGUGCAGGAGCCUUAUGGAGAAUGUUUAGGUAAUUCAGAACCAGAUUUAACUGGCAACAACUUCCCAGCUGAUGUGAGUUUUCCAUUACCGCCAAACCCUGCCCUUGAAGAAGAAGCCAAGGGUGUUCACAACCAUCAUGGUGGCAUGGCAGGCGGAAACAAUGGAAAAUUUUUUUUUAAAAAUAAAAACUAAUUGAAAAAAGGAAUA
Biomphalaria glabrata is the source of this 322-nucleotide messenger RNA. Its product is annotated as peptidyl-glycine alpha-amidating monooxygenase A-like. NCBI's taxonomy places the organism in Eukaryota, Metazoa, Mollusca, Gastropoda, Planorbidae. The transcript has 3 exons. Gene Ontology annotation, molecular function: oxidoreductase activity, acting on paired donors, with incorporation or reduction of molecular oxygen, reduced ascorbate as one donor, and incorporation of one atom of oxygen. The coding region runs from base 35 to 307 and encodes 90 amino acids. The record is from RefSeq and is a predicted model, not a curated record.